CAUCUUUUUUUUUUACCGCAGGUUAGCAGGGCAAAUAGCAACCUGGUGUUUAAGAACAUUUCUUAAAUACACAAUUGUUUUAGCCCAUCCGCAUUAUCGGUUAUUAAGAAAUAACGUGCUAUUGGAAAAUUAGGUGGUAGAACAUUUCAGACAUCGUGCAUAUAUCAUCCAUAAAACAAUAGUUUAGUGUGAGCGUUCGACUUGUGGAGGUGGGUCAACAUGGGCCGCUCCAGGAGCCGCAGCUCGUCCCGCUCCAAACACUCCAAAAGCAGCAAGCACAGUAAAAAAAGAAGCCGGUCCCGGUCGCGAUCCAGAGACAAGGAGCGGGCCAAGAAGAGGUCCAAGUCCCGUGAAGCUAAGAGGAGCCGGCGCAGAGAAUCUCGAUCUCGUUCCCGGUCCACGACCGCUUCGACCCGCAGAGAAAGACCAGCCUCGCCGCCGGAGCGCAUCGACAUCUUCGGCAGGACGCUAAGCAAGAGGAACGCGCUAGACGAGAAGCAAAGGAAAGAAGAGGAAGAAAAGAAGGCUGAGAUGGAAAGACAAAGAAAGAUCCGCCAACAGGAGAUUGAGGAGAAGCUGAUCGAGGAGGAGACGGCGCGGCGCGUGGAGGAGAUGGUGGCCAAGCGGGUUGAGGAGGAGCUGGAGAAACGGAAGGACGAGAUUGAGCGGGAGGUGUUGCGGCGCGUGGAGGAGGCCAAGCGCAUCAUGGAGCGACAGCUUCUGGAGGAGCUGGAGAGGCAGAGACAGGCCGAGCUAGCCGCUCAGAAGGCCAGAGAGGAAGAAGAAAAAUCCAAGCGGGAGGAACUGGAGAAAAUCCUGGAGGAGAAUAACCGCAAGAUCGCCGACGCUCAGGCCAAGCUGGCUGAGGAGCAAUUGCGUAUCGUGGAGGAGCAGAGAAAGAUUCAUGAGGAGCGCAUGAAGCUGGAGCAGGACCGACAGCGGCAGCAGAAGGAGGAGCAGAAAAUCAUCCUGGGCAAGGGCAAGUCCAGGCCCAAGCUCUCCUUCUCCCUCAAGGCCACCGAAUGAGACUGCUCCCCUUUGGUCCCCUGCCCCACCCGACCCUGACCUGCCCUCAUCUCCAUCCAGCACUCCUCUCCCUCAUCUCUCUCUUCCUAUCCGGAACGCACGCUUCAUUUUGGAAGGCCAAGGAAAGGGGUAUCACGGGGCAGCAGAGUCCUCUGUCAACUCAUUUCUCCCAGUGGAGCCCCACGCUGGCCCCCUAUUCCUCCAUAGACCUUCCCUAGCCCCGGCCUUGGAGAAGAGCUUUGCUUUGCCCUCAAAAGGACCAGAUGACCCCCCCCCUCCCCCAACCCACAAGUUUUCCUUUACCCUCCCCCCAAACACAGAUGACUCCAGUUCUUGCUUCUUUUUUUUCUUCUUCUUUCAGUUUUAUUUUCAUUUUUAAGGAACUUGAACUUUGUUGUAGAAUGCUAUUACUUGACCCGUAUCCCCCACAUAGUUUUUAUCUUUGGUUCGAUGAGCAGCCCUUCACCCGCGAUCUCGUCACUUCUCUCCACAGCCAGCAAGCUUGUUAUGCCAAGUGUUCAUAAUAUGGACGAAUAUAUGAUGUACAACUGUGUCCAGUUCAGCAUUUUUGAAACCUCAUGUGUAGCUUGGGAGUUGGCCUGUGGUUUUCCUGUUGGGGCUCAAGUUUUUUUUUUUCUCUCUAUUACACACAAUAGCAGCUGACACCAGGGUAACAAAUCCCAGUUCUUACUUAAAAGCACACAGUCACCACCUGUCAUGCUGAUAUGUUUGUGUCUUCCACCUUCCUUCCUCUGCCCUGCCUUUGUCAUUUUUUUCCCCCCACCAAAUGACAUUUCAAUAUUUUCUGGUAUCCCCGGGUAUAAACUUGAACUUCAAGUUCAGUCAACAGUUAUGAGCAGAGCAGGUGAACCCAGGCCCAUGUCCCAAACUGCCCAUGACUGACCCUGCAAGCUGGCAGCCUAUAACAGGAAAUGUGUCUUGUCUGUGAUGAGGGGGCAUGUGGGUGAAUUUAAUGGAGGAGAGUGGACGUUUCCUGUAUGAUGUAAUGUUAUUAGCCUUGCUGUGAUAUUGCUGCCCCCCACCCUUUUCCAUCAAGACUGUGUUAAGAAAAGAAAUCACACUCGGAUAAGAAGAAAAAAAACAAACAAAAAAAACGUAACGGUAUAUUUGAACGUUGUUUUAUCGAAAUCUGGAAAAUGUCUACUGGGUGAAUUGUACACAUCACUUAAGUAUACAGUCCACGUACUGUCCCUUACAUGUGUAGUAAAUUAACUUAGCAGUCUGACUCGGUUGAUAACUUUUGGUUCGUAGAAGAUGGCCAAGUUCAGGUAAGAUGAGCUGUGCAUGUCCGAGGUCAGCUGUGUGUGUGUGUGUGUGUGUGUGUGUGUGUGUGUGUGUGUGUGAGAGAGAGAAUGAC
This is a messenger RNA of Lampris incognitus (smalleye Pacific opah), 2404 nucleotides long. It is a transcript of the gene arglu1a, whose product is annotated as arginine and glutamate rich 1a. The transcript is spliced from 4 exons. Lineage: Eukaryota; Metazoa; Chordata; Actinopteri; Lampriformes; Lampridae. Gene Ontology annotation, cellular component: mitochondrion; nucleoplasm. Bases 220 to 1026 code for a protein of 268 amino acids. The record is from RefSeq and is a predicted model, not a curated record. Gene Ontology annotation, molecular function: cadherin binding.